Callorhinchus milii (elephant shark) is the source of this 3953-nucleotide messenger RNA. RefSeq names its product ataxin-2. The record is from RefSeq and is a predicted model, not a curated record. NCBI's taxonomy places the organism in Eukaryota, Metazoa, Chordata, Chondrichthyes, Chimaeriformes, Callorhinchidae. Gene Ontology annotation, cellular component: cytoplasmic stress granule. Gene Ontology annotation, biological process: cytoplasmic stress granule assembly. Gene Ontology annotation, molecular function: RNA binding.
AAUACUAAUCACAUCAUCAUCAUCAUCCAGAGAGAGAGAGAGUCGGAGAUAAACCGUAUAAUAAUGUCCAUGAAACAAGCCAACAGCCGCAAACCCGGCGGCGGGGGGGGAGGAGGAGGCGGAGGAGGAGCGGGGGGGAGACAGUCCGCCGGCAGAGGGCGCAGUGGUGGAAAAGGACCUCCACAGUCUUCUAUCCCGUAUGAUGGAAUCUAUGCAAACAUGCGUAUGGUCCACAUUCUUACUUCAGUUGUAGGUGCAAAAUGCGAACUAAAAGUGAGGAAUGGAGGAAUAUAUGAAGGCGUUUUUAAAACCUACAGUCCCAAGUGUGAUUUGGUGCUUGAUGCUGCUCACCGGAAGAACACUGAAUUCAGCUCGCGUGACCCUGGGCCCAAGCGAGAAGACAUUGUGGAAAGCAUCAUUUUUAAAUCUGCAGAUGUCGUAAUGCUGCAUUUUAAAGAUGUCGAUUUAAAUUAUGCACGAAGAGUUCCAUCUGAAACAGAUGCUUUCACGGAUGCUGCCAUCGGCUCUAGAGUAAACGGUGAGCACAAAGACAAAGAUCUAGAACCGUGGGAUGGUGGCGAAAGCACCAGUGAAGAUUUGGAAACCUUGGAGUCUGAUGUGUCUAAUGGUUGGGAUCCCAAUGACAUGUUCAGAUUUAAUGAGGAGACGUAUGGAGUGAGAUCAACCUAUGACAGCAGCUUGUCCUCCUAUACAGUACCCCUGGAAAGGGAUAAUUCUGAAGAAUUUCUAAGACGGGAGGCCAGAGCGGCUCAACUUGCUGAGGAGAUUGAAUCCAGUGCCCAGUAUAAGGCAAGAGUUGCUUUAGAAAACGACGAAAGGACAGAGGAAGAGAAAUAUACUGCGGUUCAGAGAACUCCUGGCGAAAGAGAGAGGGAGAGUCAUGGUGUGAACUCCAGAGAAAAUAAAUACAUUCCACCAGGCCAGAGGAACAGGGAUUGGGGGAGCACACGUCAGCAUUCACCAAGGAUCGGACAAUCUGGCCCACCAUCUUCCCGGGCUGGGUCACACACCCCAGAUUACAGCCCUAAUCCUGGAAGCGACCAAAGAGUUGUUAACGGAGGUGUUUCCUGGCAACCGCCUUGCCAAUCUCCUUCCUCACGCCCACCUUCUCGAUACCCGUCAAGCCCCAACUCUCUUCCACCUCGAGCAGCCACUCCUACCAGGCCCCCCUCCAGGCCCCCCUCACGGCCUUCAAGGCCCUCGUCUCACCCCUCUGCUCACGGUUCUCCAGUUCCUGUCUCUACUAUGCCUAAGCGCAUGUCUUCAGAAGGUCCUCCACGGAUGUCGCCAAAGGCCCAGCGUCACCCCCGACACCGCGGUUCCUCUACCCGGGGAGGGAUGUCCUCGGGCUCGGAGUUUGUCCCUCACAGUGUGUCUGGAGACAUUUCUGCCCCCGUUCCUCGAAACAGUCCUUCAGGAGGGACAUGGUCGUCUGUUGUUAGUGGAGGAUCAAGUUCCCGUUUGUCUCCCAAGACACACCGGCCCCGGUCUCCCCGGCACGGCAACCCGCCUCCUCAGUUUAACACUGGAGGUGCUUCGAGUGGGAUGAUCCUGUCUUCCCCUCAGCCUGGCAGUGGUCCAUCCGAUCCUGUAACCAUGCCGACCACUGCAGUGUCUCCUGCCCCAGCCAGCCCUGCCCCGAACAGGGCUGUCACCCCUUCAGCCGAGGCUAAAGAGACCAGACUCCAGGAGCAAAAGCAGAGCUCGCCUUCUGCUAACAAAGAGGGUGCCAAGCCCAUUGAGGCGUCCGCAACAUCUAACUUCAGCAAACCAGGAAAUAAAAUUGCACCGCCAAUGGCUCUGGACCAUAAAAAGCGGAUUGCAGACUUGAAGAAAUUCAGGGACGAUUUUAGGUUGCAGACGACUCCUUCUCCAGACCCAGCGGUGGAUCAGUUCUUAAACAAGUCCCGAGAAGCUGGAGAUAACCAACCCAAAGACCCGAUCAAGGAGAAGAUGGCAGUGAGUGAGGCAGUUGCCAAGGAGUCUGCCAGUGAGAGCAGCUCCAAUGCUAACACCAGUAGUGCCAGCAGCAAGCCCAGCAGCCCCAGCACUUCUCCCAAUACUGUCAGCGCCGAGCAGAAGAGAGGCCCAGAUGUGACGUCCCAGGCCGUGCAAACCACCUCCCCAAACAGUAAACCAGAGAAAGAGGAGAAGGAAGAGAAGAAGGAAGGGACCCCAGAACAAGUUAGAAAAUCUACAUUGAAUCCCAACGCUAAAGAGUUCAACCCCAAAACCUUCUACACGCCUCCAAAACCAACGACCACCCCCACCCCGCCUCGCCCGCAGGCCCAGCCCAGCCCAUCCAUUGUGGUGCAGCAGCACCCACCCACUGUGUACAACCAGACCACCAUGUGCUUCACUCCGAACAUGGUCUACCCUGUACCUGUCAGCCCCGGAGUGCAGACUACGCACAUGUACCAUGUCCCCAUGACUCCCAUGUCAAUCAACCAAGCCAAGCCAUAUAGAGCAGUACCAAACAUGCCACAGCAGCGACCAGACCAGCAUCACCCUCAGGGCACUCCAACCAUGAUGCACCCAGUUAGUGCGGCCGGCCAGAUCGUCUCAACUGCUCCAGCUUACUCCCAGUAUCUCACUUACAACCCUCAGCAGUUUACUAACCAGCCCUUAGUUCAGUCUGUCGCACACUAUCAUCAGUCUCAGCCUCAGAUGUACAGCCCAGUGAUGCAGACUAAUGCUCGAAUGAUGGCACCGCCUGGUCAUGGGCAACCUGGGAUGGUCCAGUCCUCCACGCCACAAUAUGCUACAGCUGAACAGACGCACACCAUGUACGUCUCUCCUGGCCCAAUCCAUCAGCAGUACGCACCCCAUCCAACUGCAACUCUGCACCCCCAUCCUUCGCACCCACAGCCCUCUGCGACCCCAACCGGACAACAGCAGCAGCAAGCACAGCAUGCCGGCAGCCACCCAGCCCAAAGCCCUGUGCAGCAUCAGCACCAGCACCAAGCUCAAGCUCUUCACCUCGGCAACCCGCAGCAGCAGCAAGCGAUCUACCACACCACGCUGGCCCCCACCCCUCCCUCCAUGGCACAAGGUCCCAACCCCCAGUCUCCUCAGACCAGCUUCCCGUCAGCCCAGCAAGCCGUCUACACGCUCCACCCCCAGCAGGUGCAGCACGGAUACUCCAACGCACCUCACAUGGCACACGUCCAGCAGGCACACGUUCAGUCUGGAAUGGCCCCUCCUGGGCACCACCCUGCCCCCACCCACCCUCCCAUGAUGUUGAUGCAGGCCCAGCCGCCGGGUGGGCAUCAAGCUGGCAUCCCUCAGAGUGCCCUGCCGCCCAUUCCAGUCUCCUCAGCUACACACUUCUCCUACAUGGCCCACCCACAGGUACAAGCCCAUCACCAGCAGUUAUAGAACUGCCCCGCAGUAACCAAAAGGCUAAGGAAAUUAAUGCCGGAUGCCCUUUUCCCACCCAAAACCUGGAACCAGAAGCACAGAGUACUAGAAUCUUUCCUUCUGCUCAAUCUGUCACGUAACAUCCAGUGGAAAAGUUUCUUGCGAGGGGCUGAAGCUGGAUCCGAAGAGAAGAAAAUCUGAACCAAGUGGAAGUUUCUGGAACCCCAUCGUCUCCAACCAACAACCCUACAUAACACCUCUUCCCCCCACCCCCAAAAAAAAUCUGCUUUCCUCUGAUAACUGGAACGUAUUUAUUUUGCCUGAACCCUUCUAAGUUAUGAACUUCUCAAAACGGUGAAAGAACUAAUAAUAAGAUUGUUUAUUGCUGCUGCAAAACCAUCCAGAAAUCCUUUUUUUUUUGCUUCUAACCAAACUUGAACUCCAUCUUGUAACGAAAGUCUGGUUGUGAACUGGUGGAUUAUUUAUGAAUAGAGGUUGAUGGAGGCGGUCGCUGUCACCAGACAGUGUGUAACUUUUAAGUUAAAAACUUUUACUUUGUAGAUAAUAUAAAA